Vanderwaltozyma polyspora DSM 70294 is the source of this 987-nucleotide messenger RNA. RefSeq names its product ubiquitin-protein ligase peroxin 10 (gene PEX10). The transcript has a single exon. Lineage: Eukaryota; Fungi; Ascomycota; Saccharomycetes; Saccharomycetales; Saccharomycetaceae. The record is from RefSeq and is a predicted model, not a curated record. Gene Ontology annotation, biological process: protein import into peroxisome matrix. The coding region runs from base 1 to 987 and encodes 328 amino acids. Gene Ontology annotation, molecular function: zinc ion binding. Gene Ontology annotation, cellular component: peroxisomal membrane.
AUGAGUAAUGAAUAUUUAUUAGAGGUGGCAGACGCUCCAAGCAUAGUUCAAUCGCAUCAGAAGGAUGAACAGAUUUAUUCCAGCGUGGUUCAGAGACUAGAACAUGUUCUUACGAAUUUUAAAGGUCAAAGUUUUGUCAAUUCUUACUCCAAUGAAAUCUCGAUUGCUUCAAGGGUGCUAUAUUUAGCAUUUACAACAUUGAAAGGUGAUCCUACAUUGGGCGAGGAAUAUACUGACUUGGUUUAUGUGAACAGGACUGGUACUGAUCUGGUUCAGAAAUACAAGAAACUUCUGUUUGUUUUAUCAUAUUCUGUGGGUCCUUACAUAUCAAAAAAACUAUAUACCAAAUGGUCUCUAAGGAAUACUGAUAGUCACAGCAAUGGUGACGCUGGGAAUAGCAGUGGAGAUGCGUCUAUAAGUUAUAAGGAGCUAUUAGAUAAAAUCUCUAGCGUUCAUUUGAUGCUAUUCUAUUUUAGCGGUGCAUAUUAUGAAAUUUCCAAGAGAAUAUUUGGUUUGAGAUAUGCGAUUGGACAUAAGUUGAAUCAAAAUGAGAAAAUGUUUAGAAAGCAGAAUUCCAACAGUCUAAAAAUUUUGGGUUAUAUCUUAUUAAUACAAAGUUUUUCCAAAUCAUUACCUAUCUUAUCACAAUGUGUCAAAACAUUUCUACCACAGCAACAAGAACAACAAUUAAACGAAAAGAAUACUUAUUCUAGUGAGAAUGACCAAAUAGAUACCAUGGCAUUGACAAAAAAUACAAAUCUUAAAGAUUCCAAACAUAUAGAAUUAUCUGACGAAUCUGUUUUCAAGUUUAUACCAGAAGAAUCAAGAAAUUGUAUUUUAUGUUUAAACAGCAUGGUUGAUCCAAGUGCUGCUCCUUGUGGGCACAUAUUCUGCUGGGAUUGUAUUAUUAACUGGUGCAAAGAAAGACCAGAAUGUCCCUUAUGUAGACAAACUUGUAAGAUGCAACAUGUUCUGGCAAUUAAAUGA